GAUAACAAUGCGUAAUUCUCUAUUGUCUAUUCCAACAUAAUAAUCCUUAAGUUAGAUGAAUGUCUUCCGUUUCCCCGGCUCAUUUGCCUAUCUUUGUUCAGCCGCCGCUCUUUGGUCCAUUUCGCAGAAUCAGUGGUAUAACGCUAUUCUGUCAUUCUAAGAUCAAACAGGUGUGGAUAUGUUUUUGCUAGACGCUUGGAAUGGCAAAGAAUCAAUAUAAACAAUGUUUACGAUGUCCCGACGUGUCUUUGUGGUGAAAAUAUGUUUACUGUGUGCGUUUCAAUUGAUAACACUUACGAUUUUAUUGAUGUUAACCUCAAACAAGGACGACAAAGAAGAAGUCUUGACCUUACGCCGAGACUCCGAGGGUGUGUCACUGGAUGGAUGGAACAGCUUCCGCAAGACCAACACUCUCUCCCUCUGCAGUCCUUAGCCAUACCAGGAUCACACAACUCUUUCACGUAUACCCUAUCGAGCAGGCGCGAAAUCGCACCGUCAUUCAUGGAUUAUCAAACACUGAGGAUUGUGCAUGGAUUGUAUGAGCGAACAAUUCGUGAGCUUCUGAAGGAUAUAAAGGAUUUCACCUCGGCGCGACCCAAAGAGGUUGUCAUCCUUGUGUUAACUCCCUAUGGGAAGACAAACUAUGUCAAAAACGCUUUUCUGACGCCAUCGGCGAUGCACAUAGCGUAUCACACACUGACGGGCGGAACUCUAGAAUGGACACUCGGACGUCCCGCUACGCAAGCAGCAACAGAAUGGAUCAAAAGAGUAGGAAAAAGAUGUAACUUAAACAUUGUGCUAGCUGACUAUGUAGAUUACUUCGAGUUUAUCAGAACUGUUAUCAAGUUGAAUUUUGAGAAAUGCAAGUACAUUGGGACCUCGAUAAAACGACACUACGAGCUCUUUCGCAGGGGUGACCUUUGGGAGCGCCUGCUAAGUUCGCUGGAUCUUCGAGCAUGACGAUACUCGCUUCAGGGGUUUUUGAAAACCAAUUUACAGUUUGGACCAUGUAAUUUGCUCUUACCCAUUCAGGCCCGUACCCAGGAUUUUUCUUGGGGGGGUGCGAAAUCCGAAAAAGUGGACCUAAUUUUUCCGGG
Nematostella vectensis (starlet sea anemone) is the source of this 1097-nucleotide messenger RNA. RefSeq lists its product as uncharacterized. Gene Ontology annotation, molecular function: phosphoric diester hydrolase activity. Bases 262 to 960 code for a protein of 232 amino acids. The record is from RefSeq and is a predicted model, not a curated record. Lineage: Eukaryota; Metazoa; Cnidaria; Anthozoa; Actiniaria; Edwardsiidae. The transcript has 3 exons. Gene Ontology annotation, biological process: lipid metabolic process.